AUGUACAUAGCGCGCGCUGCAACACUAGUCCUAUUCGCAGCCUCCUGCCUCCUCGGCCGAAUCUGCACUGGAGCCCAAUUUGACCCGCGCUAUUCCAGCUAUCCAAUCGACGACGUGGCCUACGGACAUGGAAAAAUCGAUAACCACAAGACAAUGCUCGUCUGUCAAUGUAGACAUUUGCUGUCUUUCCCGAUAACAGAUAGACUGGAAUCCCUCGGCAUCCUGCCGGAUACAACAGGAUGGCCACGAAGACCCGGACGAAGGCCUAGAAAACUGCGCCCAAUGAUGACUCUGUCGAACAGGAACACUGUGACCACCAUGCAACGCCAGUGGAAUCUGGACGAAGAGCCCCAGCCAGGCGGUUUUCAGGGGUCACCCGGCAGAGACGGCUACUACCGCGAGGGCGCCGACAUGCAGAUCAACAUGACGGCGGGCGAUUCAGUGCCUGUGAUCAGCUUCAAGACCGCCGAAGACAACACCAUCGAGUUGCUCGUCGUUGUGACCAGGAAAAUGCACCUCAUCCUCAAAGGUCGUCUCACAGAGUAUCUGGUAGCUACCAUUGGCUCGGUAGCCCAAAAUUUCAAACACUCCAGCCUCAAGGCGUCGGUGAAGGUCAGUAUUGUGGACAUCAUUCUGCUGGAUUCCAACUUUGCACGGAGGGAGGGCCUUGAAGACUGGUCGAAUAAGAACCACGAGGAGGUUAUGGGGAAGUUCUGCCAUUGGGUAAAUCGUAUCCGAAGACCCACCAUGAACUGGGACUCGGCAAUCCUCCUGAAUGUGGGGAACUUCAAAACAACAGCACUUGUUUUAUGGGCAAUACUUACUGUCUUUAUUUCAGGUGUUGCUCACUACCAAGCCAUGUGCAGUCGAGACAGCAGUUGUGUCGUUGUUGUAGACAGAGGCUUCGGUACAGCCGACAUCAUUGCCCAUGAAAUCGGGCACCAGCUGGGAGCAAAGCACGACUUCGAGAUGGGGUCUGAGUGCGGCCUGGAGGAGCAACCAGGCCGGAAGAAGCCCUUCCAGGAGCUGAGUCUCCGAGUCCACGACACAGACAACGCGAACAUCCAACGCGACACCAUUAUGUCCGGAAUUCUUUACUUCGAACUCUACCCCUUCCGAUGGUCUGCCUGCAGCCGGCAGAAUAUCAGGUUUUUCCUAUCGCGACCGGAUUCCUCAUGCUUACGGACCCAAAAUUCCCAAAGAACGGCUUUCACGUCGGCACAACUGACGCAGCACACGGCACUGCACAAACCAGGCUUGAGGUUUACCUUGAACGAACAAUGCGCGCUUGCCUUGAGGCAACGCGGAUCACGAUUCUGCGGACACAAUGCACCCGUUUGCAAGCAGCUGCACUGCUACGACGUCCAGCGCGGAAUGUGCCUUCCAGUGGAAGCGCCGUGGGCAGAGGGUUCGCGGUGCGGUUACAAGAGGUGGUGUGUGCUGGGACAGUGUCUGCCGCAAGGGGAGACAGUUUCACCGAUUAAUGGUGGCUGGAGUGCGUGGGAUGAAUGGGAGCCCUGCUCUCGACCCUGCGGUGGUGGCGUCCAAUUCUCCCGGCGCCAAUGCAUCAGUCCAGAACCUCAAAAUGGAGGGGAACAUUGCCUUGGAACAAACGUUCGAGUGCGCUCCUGCAAUGUUCAGGACUGUCAACACGUGGUGGACAUACGCCAGCAACUGUGUGACAAGGUCGGCCACGAAGUGAACAAGCGCCUGCAAGCCUUCAAACCAAGCAUUGGUGGUGGAAACGCCUGCAAAUUGGUCUGCCUCGACGGAUCAAAGGAAGUUAGACACAACGAAAGCCUCCCUGACGGAACACCCUGCUAUGAGCCUGGCAACGACAUCUGCAUCAAGGGAAAGUGCUGGCAAGCAGGCUGCGACAAGGUCCUGGGGUCGGCGAUGCAGACGGACAAUUGCAACGUGUGUGGCGGUGAUAACACCACUUGCGACGCUGUCAGUGGCGUCUUCCGACAUUCGGACACGCUGGCUCCCGGUGCCAAACCAGUCGGCUUGACUGUUGCCGUGCACAUUCCCCAGGGAGUGACCAACGCUUACAUCAAAAAGGUCUCGCAGCGCUCAACGCCCUAUUCGUCAGACGCCUACGACGACUUCAUGCUGUUGAUAUUCGAAGAGUUAAGGACACGAAUCCGUCGUGGUGAAACGAGGGAACCCUUCGCUGGGGCAGAACUUUACUACAGCGGCAGUCGAGGAAGGGAGGAGAUCGUGCAAAUCAAAGGCAGAACUAACAAAAACGUCAACAUUCUGAUACGUGUGGAGAAUAAGAACACUGAGUUACCACUUCCGGACGUCGAGUACGUCUACUAUGUGAGCAAAGACGCCAGCGACCACCUCCGGUUUGACCCCUUGAGAAUCGCGGAGCAGCAGUACGACGACCCCCUGCUGCGAUUCCUUCGAUCCCCACGCAAGGAAGCACCGGCGGAGGAGCCGAACGACGAGAGCGUGGAAUCGGUUCCACCCCUUGAACCUACAAACCCUGCCAGCUCUUCGAAGCCCCCGGAAGAAUCGAUACGCUUUGAAUGGAAGAUGGAUGAAGUUCCUAAGGAGUGUACAAGUUGUGCAGGUACCGUCGAGAGUCACGCCUCGUGUUACCCAGUGUUUGGAAGCCGAGCGAUCGCGAAACGCUACGCCAUGCACGCUCUGCGUCCACUGCCGGCGCGUUACUGCGGUGAGCACACGCGGCCGCCACCGGUGACACGCAACUGCGCUGACUACUGCGGUGUCCGAUGGUCGUGGAGGGAGGUGAACGCCUCCAGCGCGUUGGCCAACCGCGUUGCCACUCGACCGCCUUGCUCGGCGCGCUGUGGUGAGGGCCACACAGACGUCCGCUUCGUCGCUGUCUGCGAGGAGAAGGUUGGCCAGACGGUGUGGCGCGAGAGCCAGAUGGGUUCGUAUGCCUGCAUCAAGGCUGAACUUGGCGAACCGCCCGAGGACAGGCUGGUGACUAAACGAUGCGUCGGUGACUGCAGACCCGUCCAGUGGGUAUUCUCCGAUUGGCACGAAUGUUCGGAAAGAUGCGGCUCUGGGAAGAAGCAGCGGAGCAUCAGGUGUGUCGACGACUCCGGAAACCACUGGCCCAUCACCGAAUGCCUGCAGCACCUUCCGGCUCCAGCGGAGGGCGAUCUGGUAGGAACUGAGGGUGUCGUCGCCACGGAGUCGGCGGAGUGCUUUGGGGUGGCGGGAUGUGGUGGUGACUUCGACUGGGUCACCACGCCGUGGUCCGAGUGUCGGCCAUCAGUAGGCCAACCCGAACUGGACUCGUUGUGCCAGUCGAGUCUGAGACGGCACCUCGACGGGGAGACCCAGGGCUUGUCCGGCGCCGCUGCCUUCACUGGAGUCCAGACGCGCACCGUCACGUGUGUGCUGCGGUCCGCCGCGCGCAGCGACUCCCAACACGAGGCUCCUCACUACUACUGCGAACGCGGACAGGUCGCCAGGCCGGCCGAACAGCAGGCCUGCACCCUUGACCGCGUUUGUUAUCGCUGGACAGCCGUGCAGUUUUCACAGUGUUCCUCAACCUGUGGAACAGGUCAGCGGGUGGGUCAAUUGGCCUGUGAGAAGGUGGAAAUCUUACGCGCGUCCGGACCUCUUAUAACGCCACUCAGCGAAGCUGACUGUCUCUACAGACUCGGUUCCAACGUGUCCCUCCUGGUGGACAAUCGCGGAGACGCUUUCACGGUUUUCAUAGUUGAAAAUGGCUCCGCCGAGGAAAUGGAGGCUUUCCAGCGUGCGCCGCACCUUCGUCCGGUCGCCUUCACGCCUGGAAAGCCACUUGUCAUGACCUGUUCAAAUCCCCCUUGUCGUAGCCGCAACUUUGAAUGGGUCGUCAGUGAUUGGUCCAUGUGCUCCGCCACAUGCGGCGUCGGGUUCCAGCAGCGUCACGUGCGAUGCCUCCUGACGGAAACGCACGCCUCGCUUUCGGAGUCGAUCGUCUCCGAGACAUCGGCAGCCGAGUGUGUCGCCGUGGGACUCGCGAAACCGCCCGACAUGCGACUCUGUGAAGCCAUGCCCUGCAUUCGAUGGAGUACCGGUGAUUGGUCCGAGUGCAGCGGGAGGUGUGAAUCGGGCACGCAGGAGCGACAAGUUCGGUGCGUUCGACAGAAGAGUUUGUACACUGCCUCGACCGAGAGUGUCACGUGGCACAGCUCCGAAAGUCCGCCAGAUGUGAGCAGUGCAACGAUCGAGCAGGACGUGGACCCAGCCGAGUGUGACCCCCACACGAAACCGGUCGUCCAACGCGCGUGUCUGCUAGACUCGGACUGUCCAUUCUGGUUUCAGGGCUCCUGGUCUUCUUGCUCGGCAACUUGUGGUGCUGGCAGGCGCUUCCGUCACGUGGACUGUCGCUUCCCCAACGGCACCGUGCUCUAUCAGUUCUCCGGCGUGAAGCUCGAGCGCGGCAUUCCUCGCUUACUGUCUAGACGACGGCGAGACCACUCGGCUGGAUCGCUGGAGCGCAUUAACAGGCUGAGAUGUCCAGGAAUUCGCCCUGUCGACAAAACUGAAUGCCAGCUGGGGCUCUGCUCAGAAGACAGGCCCUUCUGGUGGCCUGUUGUUUCAUCCACCUGUAACUCCAAUGGCUGUCACCGCGGUUAUCAACAGCGCGAUCUUCAAUGCCUCACACCCACCUUCCAGCAAGUGGACUCCAAGGAGUGCGCGUACUCGCGAAAACCUCUCAGAAAGGUUCCAUGCACGCCGCAGGAGUGCAAGACUUACCGUUGGCGAGCGGACGCGUGGACAAGGUGUCCCUAUGCGUGUGGAAGGCACUCGCGUUACAGGAAUGUUCGCUGUGUAGACGACCUUGGCGAGGAGUACGCUGACCGCCUCUGCCUGCCUCACUUGAGACCGGACUCCUUCGGCGUCUGUCCGGAUGCCUGUCCAGACUACCCAAUCAGUUGUUGGGACCAAAAGCAGCGUCACCCCCACUCCACUGAUGGCCUCUACGAUCUUUCCGUGCACCGACAAGUGGCCAAGGUAUGUCCUGUGGGAGAUUUAUUUAAAAAAGAACAUCUCUCAACUAGGGAGUUUACAAGAAAUCGUUUAAGAUCCUGA
Molecule: messenger RNA, 5064 nt
Organism: Mesocestoides corti
Lineage: Eukaryota; Metazoa; Platyhelminthes; Cestoda; Cyclophyllidea; Mesocestoididae
Source: the annotation of a GenBank genome assembly